CUGAACGAGGGCUUGAAAGGAAGGGGGGAAUAGUUUAGGCGAGGCCCCGCCCCUGAAUUUAAGUCUUGCAGAUUCUGGAAUCUGCCAGCGGAGCCUUUCCUUGGUAGAGAAGCGGGAGAAGCGGUUGCAAUUGCUUGCAAAACCGUGGGAGGGGAGAAGAGGACUAAAGGUGGCUGACGGAAGGUGUUUUGUAGGAGGUCAUUGGUGUUAGUCCUGAGAACCCAAAAUGGCCUCCCGCCGGAUGACGAGAGAGACUUUUGAUGCCGUCAUGCAGGCCAAGGCGAAACGGUAUCGUCUGGAGCGAAGCGACCCUAUCGACGAGGCCCUCCAUCAACUUAGAGUUCAUUCUCGGCCAGUUGCACCACGUACCCGUUACAGUGAAGAUUUCAUUGAUGAUAGUGAGUACCCACGUGAUGACUGGAGAGAAGAAACCCGAGAAGACUUUUCUCUGGCAUCUUAUAGAUCUAGGAGCCCUGUUGCUGAAGAAGAUGAUUACUACAACAAAAGCUAUGACCCUCCUUCACGGACCCGAGACUAUGCCCACCCAACUUCCCGUGAACGAGACUACGGUCGUUCAACUUCAGUGGAUCGGGAUUUUGAUGGUCCACCUAACAGGGAUCGUGAGUAUGACCACCCUGCGUCUCGGAAACGGGAGUACGACCACAUCCCUUCUCGGAAAACCUCUCGACUCCAUGAUGCUGAAUAUGCUUCUUCAGACCUGCUAAGUGAUUUUAGAUCUCUGAGGCAUUUGGAAGAGGAUUACAGCUCUGUACAGAAUCAGGCUAAUGACUUGAAGUAUGGAUUUGAGCUUGAAAGAGAAUUCAAUCCAUCUUUGCGUGGCAGAGGGAGGGGAAAGCGGGGCAUGGUCACUCGAGGCAUGGUUAAAAAUAAAGGGGGCAUGGAUGGUCCCAUUAAGAAAUGGGAAGAUAAAAGGCUGCCCCGAACAGAUGACCAGCUAGAAGACUCUCCUGAUCACCCCAAGCAACGAAUUGUGUCUUCUUAUCGCCCCCAAAUUAGCCAGAGACCCAGUCUGGCCUUCCAAAGAGGUGUCCUACAUCCUGGAAGUCAAAAGUCCAUAAGGAGUGCCCAGGAUGAAGAGCUCAAUUUGGACCUGGCCAACCCAUCUGACAUAUUUUCAACUUUCGGCAUUGAAAUCAUUAAGUGGGCUGGGUUCCAUCAAUGCAAGAAGGACCCAGAAUAUAUGGAGUUAUAUCGGAUGCUCUUCUCGCUAGAGACAGAGACCUGUGCUAAGAUGCUGGCAUCGUUCAAAUGCUCACUGAAGCCUGAACACAGAGACUUCUGCUUCUCCAUUGUCAGGCCUUUACAGCAUGCGGCAUUGAAAAGUCCCAAGGUCGACAACGAGUUCUUGAAACUGCUUUUGGAUAAGGGGGUGAUGCUGACAAAGAACUGCUUCUUCAAGGUCAUUAAACCGUUCGACCAGUACAUGAUGCGGCUCCAGGACCACCUUCUGAAGAGCACCACACCCCUCCUUAUGGCUUGUAAUGCCUAUGAGCUGAGCAUCAAGACCAGUAGCUUCAGUGACCGGGCGCAGAUGGCUGCUGCCUUUGAGACCACCGUUUCCCUUUGCCGCAAAUCCCUGGCGCUCUUGGGACAGACCUUUUCCUUGGCAUCUGCUUUCAGGCAGGAGAAAAUCUUGGAGGCAAUUGGGGUCCAGGAAUCUGCACCUCCGCCCACCAUGUACCCCAAUUUUGACACCUCAGCCUUGUUUGGAAGAGAAUACAUAGAGGUUUUGCAGAACUGGAUGGAGAAGAGUGGCUGCCCGGUGGAGUUAAAGAGAGAGGCUCCCGAGCCAUUGCCUCAGAACCAAAGGAAUGUUCCAGAAACCAGGCCAAAAAUUAAGAUCCCACAACGUGCUGAUCGAAAAGUUGUCGAGACAAUCGAAAAGCUGGUGAACAUCAUGAUUUCACGUUCAUUGAAGGGCAAGGAGAAAGCAGAAUUGAAGGGCAACCCAGAAUAUUGGUUUUUGCAUGAAGAGGAGAGCCUGGAAUUCAAAUACUACAAGCUGAAGCUCUCAGAAAUGGAGCGGCUGAUGUCCACGCCAAAGGAGGAACCAAAGAAGACCCCUGAACAGCUUGCCUCAGAAACGAUGAGGGCGAUAUUGCGCGCGAGGACAGUGGCAAGCGUCAAGAGGAGGCUUUUUAGGAGAAAACGGCCUGGGAUUCUGCAGCGGGCAGCCAGAGCCAGGAAAGUGAGGAAGGCCACUGUCGGGACCCAAACACUCCUGUCGGCCGGGACGAUGCUGAAGCAGCAACGGCUGCACGACCAAGGCUCUGCAGCUUCCUUGGACACAGGCUCCUCCUCAGGCAAAGCCAGCCCUUCCAUCUGUGAUGGAGGCCUGGAAGAGGCAUUGUCCGCGGAGGAAGUUCCGGCUGCCGGGCCCUCUGUAGAAGUUCCAGGACCUGCCCAGUCCUCGGCAUGCCAGUUCCCUGAUGUGGAUGCAAAAACGAUGGAAACAGCAGAGAAGCUGGCCAAGUUUGUAGCCCAGGUUGGACCAGAGAUCGAGCAAUUCAGCAUUGAUAAUAGUGCAGACAACCCGGACCUCUGGUUUCUGCAGGACCGCGAGAGUUCAGCCUUCAAAUACUAUCGCACAAAAGUCUAUGAGCUCUGCCCUUCCAUUAACUUCAGUUCCGUGGAAGAAACUGCUGACCCCAGCGAAAGCCCAGAACAGCUGGAAGGUGAUGGGGGUGAGGAGGAGGAAGAAGCUGAAUUUGAAGAAGAGGUCUCUCAAAUGGAACUGGAAAGAGAGGGAGAUGAGGAGGAAGCUGUCCCUCCAGACGAUGAGGCAGAAGAAGACAUGCUUGCCGAGGAAGGUGCUGAGAAAACAGAAGAGCCGGACACAGCAGAGGAAGGGCAAGCCGGCACCUCCUCUGAAGGUGCUGCCCUGAGGUCGGUCAGCCAGGCGGCUUCUGAUGCCCCUCCUCAGCGCAAGAGGAUCAGUAGCAAAUCCUUGAAAGUGGGCAUGAUCCCGCCUGUGAAGAGGGUCUGUCACGUCCAGGAGCCAGAAGUCCAUGAGCCAGUCCGGAUUGCUUAUGACCGACCUCGUGGCUAUUCGUCUUACAAGAAAAAGUUUCAGAAGACAAAGGACAUGGAGUUCAGGCAUAAUAAACUAACACGGAAGAAUAUUGGGUUCCAGAUGCUCAAGAAAAUGGGCUGGCAGGAGGGGCGUGGCCUUGGGUCGCAUGGAGACGGCAUCAGGGAGCCUAUCAAAGUGGGCUCUACCUCUGCAGGGGAGGGCUUGGGUGUUGCUGGGGAAGAGAACAAAGAAGACACAUUUGACACCUUCCGCCAGAGAAUGAUAAAUAUGUACAAUCUGAAGAGAGGCAGUAAAUAGGUUGAGGAUGCAGAACCCACAUGACUGUUACCUGUGGCUUCUAACGCUGUGGGAGGGGGUAUGACUUUAAAAUUUAAUCCAGAAUUAUCUUUCAAGCAAAGAAUAAGAUUGUUGGGUUGCCUCGCUGCUAUUUUUCAUACGCUUCUUUCCCAAGAAACCCUGCCAAUUUUUGUUCGGAUGAGCAAGGCUAAUAUCGGCUCAUUUGGAUGAUCAAGGCCGUCAGCAAAAUUAAAUCAUGAGCAUCCUAAUAGUCAGCUGUUCUUUGGAUGAAGAAACAGCUGGUAUGCUUUCUGUCUUGUCAAGUAUGUCCUAUGUCUAUUCUGGACAGGAUGCAAAUGACUAUCCUCAGUUGUGAAAAUUGUGGUUCUCCACCCUCAAGACUCAGAAGCUCAACUAUCCAUCCUUUUAAAACUUUCCUUUGAAUCCUUUCACUUCUGGAACAGCUGCUCUGCAAUUUGAAGUAGCAAGUUCUGUUACUUUCAUCCAUCCAUUGAUCAUAUUUACUCCCUCCCCCCUUGAAAUGGUAUGCUAGAACUUUGAUUUUAAUAACUAGGGCUCCUAGGAGUUUCACCUGUAUUCUGGCAUCUUUAUUAGUCAACAGCCUGGACUCAUACACUGCUUUAGUUCAAUAUGGAUUUCUGCCAUUUGUUUGCCUUCACCUCCCCGAACUUGGCCUUCACUUCCCCAAAGGAAUGUCGGCGUACCACAGAAAGCUAUCUUGGGGCUUGCAAGCCCCCCUGGCAGCAGCGCAUUUGAGGUGGUCUGGAAUUUGUGCUUCUAUAUUGUGUGUCACAAGAAUUCAUGGUAACAAUUGGGUGAAACCCUCUUUCAAGACAUUCCUCUCCCUGCCCUCCCUCUUUGAUACUUAACACUAGUCAUUGGUUUAAUGUAACUCCAGGGAAGACUUCUGUUGAAGCAGAGCACCUUGGAACACUAAGACAUGCUGAGGGAAACUGUCUUUAGGAACUGAAUGUCUGAUGGCAUGAAAAGCUGUUGAAAGACAAUGGUUUUAAACCACCUUCCUGACUAAACCGUAUUAUCUGGACUUCCCAAAUGUUGCUUUUCCAUAACAAUCUGCAAAAGAAAUCUUCAUCUUCUCGAAUGGACAAACAAAUCUCUUGUAUUCCUGUUACAAAGCAGUGAACAUUCUUUUUCCAAUAGCCACUCAUUUUUGUGUGAGUUCUGUGAUGUACAUAACUUUUUUUUUGUCCACAAUUAUUUGGAUGUGACUUGUUGCAUUGCUCAGGUUUGGAGCAUUUCUGGCUAUUUGCUUGGAACGCCUUAGAGUAACCAGGAAACAUCCAAUAAAACAGCACAACAUAGCAGAUGUUAAUUUGAGGUUCAUGCUGUCCUGUUAAUCUGGUGUGUUUCUUCACUUGUCAAAGGACACCAGAAGUUGCCUGCUUCAUCCUAACUUGAGUUGAAUACUGAUGCUACAGACAUGUGCUGCAUUGUCUACACAGAAUUCCUCCAGCCUGUUGAAGCUAACUGUGCCAGUCAGAGACUUCAUUGAAGUCCAACCGUUUCCCUGUUACAUUGCUCCAUUAUAGCUCUUUUGUUUCUAGGUGUUUGGUUCUCUUGUCUCUCCAUAAUUCUGUCAUUGCAUUUAAAAACAAAACAGCAUUCUAUCCACCAUGACCUGUUGUCAAAUAAUGAUUCAGUUUGACUUUCCGUUAAGUCAUAGUGGCUUUUCUCACUGUAAAUUGGCUUUAAGGUCUGGAGAACAUCGUAAACUUCUACUGUUUGAAAUCAAAGGGGCAUUUAGGGGUUUUAUUUCACCGACUGAGUUCACCUCUUCAUUCACGUUGCUAGAAGCACUUCCUCUUGAUUUGAGAACUUGCAAAAAAAAAUAUUGCACAGCCAAAUACAUUAUCUGGUGGCUAGGACCCCCUUAUUCAAUCAGCUCUAGUCCGUGUUCCUCACACUUUGUGGUGGAAGGACCAAGUACCCAUUUGAUGGGGUGCAUCGGCAUAAAACUUGACAUAUCCAGGCUGGGGAAGUAGCCUUUUUUACCCCCAUUUUGGUGAGGUAGAAUGGCAACUGGCCUCCUAGUUUGAGCUCACAUGAGAGCUACUUUGCUGGAAAUGUUGAAGGUGAACAAUGCUUAUUAUGGGGGAGGUUUGGCAUGGAGAAUCGUUUUGAUCUCCUGUCCUCCCAGAUAAUGAUGAUUUUAUGGCCAUUCUUCCUUGUCAGCUAUUUGGUUUUGGGACAAAACUAUCAGAGCAACACUGGUGUUUUAAGAUUCUAGUGUUUCUCUCCAGUCUGACCCACUUUUGAUCUUCUGUUUGAGAUCCUUUUGGGUUUUUGCAUCCUGCUUUAGCAGGAGACUUUAGCCAAAAACAUCUGAAUGCAUUUGCAAGUAUUAAAACAUGCUGCCAGGUAGCCUUGUCAGUUCACUUGUUUUUUCUUAUUUUAGCUUCCCAGGCGCGCUCUGUCAUGAAGACCACAAGCUUCCAAGAAUGUGUUUUAACUUCUGUUAGUUGGGAGUUUUCCUCCUCCUCCUCCUCCUCAAAAAAAAAAAAAAACUUUUUGGUUUGGAAUGUUGCUUUUUUAGUGCUUCUUGAUAAAAAACUUUUCCCCCUUCCUGUGGCAUUGAACAGUAUUGACAAGUAAUAAAUAGCAGGUCUGUUAAGUAAUGGCUGAUGUUUCUUGCUUUAAAAUGUUGAAUUGCAUGUAAUUCUUUUUUAAAGGCUUACAAUAAAUGUGGAUAGAAAUGGAA
This is a messenger RNA of Eublepharis macularius, 6071 nucleotides long. RefSeq names its product SURP and G-patch domain containing 2 (gene SUGP2). The transcript is spliced from 13 exons. Gene Ontology annotation, biological process: RNA processing. Gene Ontology annotation, cellular component: nucleoplasm. Gene Ontology annotation, molecular function: RNA binding. The record is from RefSeq and is a predicted model, not a curated record. Lineage: Eukaryota; Metazoa; Chordata; Lepidosauria; Squamata; Eublepharidae. Bases 227 to 3352 code for a protein of 1041 amino acids.